AAGAAUCUUGAGCCCUUAAGAAACUCCGUGUGAGUUCAUGUAGGUACGUGACUACCAUCAAAACGUUUCCUUCACGAUUCAUUGACACUGCACUCUCUUGAGGGCCGCCAUGGAUGACAUCACGCGGGCUUUGAGCGCCAGCUUCUCCGUCUCCCAGGAGCCGAACAGCACGGCGGCUCCGCACCCCCGCCUGGCCCAGUACAAGAGCAAGUACAGCGUGCUGGAGCAGAGCGAGAGACGCCGCCGCUUCCUGGACCUGCAGAAGACGAAAAGGCUGAAUUAUGUCAACCACGCACGGCGAUUGGCGGAGGGGGACUGGACCAGUGCUGAUAGCGAGGAGGAGGAGGCAGAGGUUGACAAGAAGGAGGCGGAGAAGGAGGAGGAAGAUGAAGGGAUGGAGAUCGAACAGAGGAAGAGGUUACCAAGACACUAUGCCAACCAGCUCAUGCUUUCAGAGUGGUUGGUUGAGGUGCCCCCUGACCUGGGCACCGAUUGGCUGAUGGUGGUCUGUCCCGUCGGAAAGCGCUCUCUGGUCAUCGCCUCCAAGGGGUCCACAGCAGUGUACACAAAAAGCGGGUACUGCGUGGACAGAUUCUCCUCUCUCUUACCAGGAGGAAACAAGCACAACUCCGCAAUGGGAAAAGACUACACUAUCCUGGACUGCAUCUACAGUGAAGUGGACCGAACAUUCUACAUCUUAGACGUCAUGUGUUGGAGGGGCCAUCCAGUGUAUGACUGUCCGACGGAAUUUCGGUUCUACUGGUUGCAGUCUAAGGUCCAGGAGGAGGAAGGGUUGUCGAAAAUUGUCAAGCGUUAUCCAUACCGAUUCCAGAGUCUGCAAAGUGUGGGCUGCACCACAGAGUCCAUCCAGCAGACCCUGGCACAGGAGUACACCUUCACAGUGGACGGCCUUCUGUUUUACCACGGGCAGACCCACUACACCCCCGGCAGCACCCCACUGGUGGGCUGGCUGAGGCCCUACAUGGUGUCGGACAUCCUGGGCAUCCAGGUGCCGCAGUGCUCCCUCACCGCCAAGCCUGCCUACGCCGGCCACCAGAUGCAGCAGAUCCUGGAGCACAAGAAGAGCUCCACAGGGGUGCGUCCAGCCGACCAGAGCGGCCGCUACGAGCUGGAGCACCUGUCCACCCCCGAGUGUCCCGCAGAGGACACGCCCCAGCCCAUGUGACAGCCCCCUCGCUCUCCCCUCCCCCGGUUUACGCAGGAAGCUUGGGUUUGAGGGUAGAGAUGGCUAGGUGUGAUUUGGCUGCUGGACUUAUUAGCCGAAGCUCUGCAGCUAAUCCCUGAGUAAUGAACUGCCAAGGGGACAGGAAUGCUGGAAGGCGCUAGGAGUCCUGCUACCAGAAGCUCUUUUGAGGUUCAGCUCUGUAAUGCAGUUUAAAUCAUGUGCUUUGUUUAUUGUGCACCGUGUAACCGGGAAUGUGAACAGCACUUAAGGCGUGCAAAAGUUAAAGGGUCUUACAAGAAGCAAGUUAGUGUAGCCUCCAGUGGAUGGCUUCCAAUUUGUACACACAGUUGCUUGUUGUAAGAUCUGGCCUGGCUCAAACCACUGUGCUUUGGGGAUGCUGUUUCUGUUCCUGUGUGAUCUAUACAUUCACAGUGUGAACUAAUGAUAGACUGCACACGUCUGCAGAAUGAAAUUGUGUGCGUGCCAUAUUUUAAACGUGUUAUUUUAUAACCAUAUUUUACACACAACCCUGACCAUAAUCAACGAUCGGUUAUUUUAAGUGUUUGUUUGGUUGUAUCUUGAAUAAAUACUGUUUUUGUAGUUGU
Molecule: messenger RNA, 1791 nt
Organism: Anguilla anguilla (European eel)
Lineage: Eukaryota; Metazoa; Chordata; Actinopteri; Anguilliformes; Anguillidae
Gene: snupn
Product: snurportin 1
Exons: 9
Coding region: 110-1186 (358 amino acids)
Biological process (GO): snRNA import into nucleus; protein import into nucleus
Cellular component (GO): nucleus; cytoplasm
Molecular function (GO): nuclear import signal receptor activity; protein binding
Source: RefSeq, a predicted model, not a curated record